AUGGAGCACACUUUACCACAGUCACAGGGAGAUAAUAGUAUAGAGCCGCCUGUGGAUGACGUGUCAAUCACCAAGGACGUCGUGUCAGGAAAAGAAGUCACAUUUGAAAAGGUAAGGAAACGACCCAAACGAAGAUCAUUCGAAAAAGGACUCAAACGACCCGCAAUCAACCUGUUGGAUACCUCACUCUCUAGUAGAUUUCAAACCUGUAGCCUAGAAACCACGCGAGAAAACUCUGUCGUUGAACAAGUCGUCACAGAGAAUAGAAUAGAUGCAACUGCGGCAAACACACUAGGCUACAUCCUUGAAAGCGCAACCAGUGGAGAAAUGGAACAAGGUGAACCAAACAUGGAAGAACGAUUGCUAGUCAGCGAUCUCGUUUCAGAGGAAGAGCUCUCUCCUCAAACAUGCUCAAGAGCGCAAGAAUCGCAAAGUGAGCCCUUGCAAAAUUUGCAUAAUUACAUUCUUGAUGACCAAAACGGGUCCAAUCAGAGGGAAUCUGAACGCGCAGGUUACCAAGAUUUAAAUGGGUUUAUGGAAAGUGUGCAUGACGAAUGUAUGAGUAAUUUACAACCAUCUUCUAGAGCUGGCCAAGAUCAGUCAGCAUCGAGGUCGCCCAGGGAUCAUGUGGAACCAAUAAAUGUUAUAACCAUCAUUGAUGGUGAUAUGGAAGAAGAAUAUGAUAAUGUAGAUGAAUACGGCGUUGAAGCCGAGUAUGCUCGUUCAGAGAAUCCAUACAAUGACAUGGAAUAUUCGCACCUGGAAAUGGCAGAAUGCUACAGUGUUUCGAAUGCGUUGGAGGAAUUACAAGCGGAUUUAACAAACCAGAUCAACAAUGGUGAUGAAUACAUGAAUCACUGCCAUUCCGGAGGAUAUAUGCAUUCUAGAAACAACUAUCCUGGGUACCAAGGUCCAUUGCAUAGCAGCGCCCCUGAACAAUAUGAAAGGAUGAUUAGUAGCGAUGGAAAUGGGCUAGAGAUGGAAGAUUUUGAUGAUGCAAGUGUACCUACAACUCAACCGAUUGUUUCACGUGGAAGCAUACAAAAUGCUGUAGCAACUCCACUUGUGCAGAGGAACUUGAGUUGCGGUGCAAGUAUGGAUGGAUUGAGUAAUAGAUCAUCUUCGGUUAAUUUGGCACUCGAUUCUGGUGAUUUAAAACGUCAGAUUUUUAUGGAUGAGCAACUUAUGAAUAAUAUUUUAAAGGACCUCAUUUGUCCAAUUUGCUUAGAAUACUUUUAUUUUCCCGUUACUGUCGCCUGCGGACACACUUUUUGCAGGUACUGUAUUGGUCACAGCAAAUUGGCUGGAAAAAUGUGCCCUCUGUGCAGGCAAUCUAUUGGGAGAACUCUCAAUAUAAACACAAUAUUAUCAAAUCUUGUAAAGUCUCUAAAACUCAGAAAGAGACCUGCACCCAUUCCAAAGGGGCCAGAACUAUCUUAUGUGGCUGAAAAGCUUUGGUGGGACGAACAUUGCCUAAAACCGUACGUUUCGGUCCCCCUAUUCCUUAGAAUAAUGUUUGGAGAAAUGGUUCAAGCUCCAGUCUUUUUUGAUGAUUUAUGUUCUUGUCUAAUUGACUACUUUUCAACAAACAACAAAUGGUCUCGAGCAAAGUGGGUAUUUACUAUUGAAGACUGCAAAAUUGUACGCCAGCUUGUGGGAUUCGAUCCCUCCGAUACAGAGGGGUCAAAGGUGCGUUUACAUAACUGGGUAGAGGACUAUCUCAUGGCUAAUCCUCAUUUAUGUUUCCGCAGUGACACUGCGUUCCCAGUCACUCUAAAGGUUUAUCACGAUGUUAAUCAUAAGAUUGAGGGAACAAUAUUCAGUGCUAUGGAUAUUCCAAACAAGCUACCAUGGGAUGCAGGAAGGCAUGCAAAGAGUCUAUUGCACCUUCCACACUCAUCGGUUUCUCUAUCACAUUUAAUUUUUGCUCAAUGUCCAGAUGGACGCUUUGGAAUUUUGGAUUGUGGAAGUACCAUUGGCACCAUGAUCAAGUUGCAAGGAGUACAUGCUUUGCAAACAGGAGACAGAGUUCACAUUGGAGACAAACAUGAAGUUGAUGUGACAAUUGUUAACGACUCCAUAGGUACACCCUUCCGUGAUUUUAGGUGGAGUCCAAAGAAUGGUGCAGUCUUUGAUUUUUCAGAAUAUUCAACCGCACCUCCAGAGGAUAGGGAGGAUUUGGAAGAAUUGGAAUCUCACUUGAAACUGCGUAUUUUUGCAGAUUCUCAAGUAGAACGAGAUGUUUGGAUAUGCCCAAAGGGAGUUAUACUAGGCAGAGGUCCAGUCACACAAUCUGCAUACAGAAAACUCAGCAUAACUACACAAAAUGGAUAUAUAUCCAGAGAGCAUUGUCUCAUUUACUAUGAUGGCUCACAACCCUCAGGGAAACGAUGGCUACUCCGGGAUAUGAGCACAUUGGGAACAUUUUUAAAAUUAAAACCAUUCCAGGAUCCACACCCGGUCUCACCAGGUUUCGUCUUUAAAGUAGGACAAUGCAAGGUCGAAGUGUGCCAUGCACACGAAAUGGCACGCAGAGUACCCUCAUCGGCUACACUCAUACUCUCACACCUACUGCAGUCGCACAUUUCAGACGCCCCCGCAAGGGACGAUCAGAUUAUUGGCGACGAUGAAUCGUGA
This is a messenger RNA of Theileria equi strain WA, 2637 nucleotides long. RefSeq lists its product as hypothetical. The record is from RefSeq and is a predicted model, not a curated record. NCBI's taxonomy places the organism in Eukaryota, Apicomplexa, Aconoidasida, Piroplasmida, Theileriidae. Gene Ontology annotation, molecular function: protein binding. The transcript has a single exon. Bases 1 to 2637 code for a protein of 878 amino acids.